This is a messenger RNA of Oryctolagus cuniculus (rabbit), 575 nucleotides long. Its product is annotated as major allergen I polypeptide chain 2. NCBI's taxonomy places the organism in Eukaryota, Metazoa, Chordata, Mammalia, Lagomorpha, Leporidae. The record is from RefSeq and is a predicted model, not a curated record.
UCAGAAAGGUCACUUCUCCUCCAAAGCCAACAGCGUCAGGCAAACAUCCCCACUAGCUCGCUCCUCGCAGUGGGAAAGGCUUCCCAUACUUUUCACCCCGGACCUGGGAAACCACAGGGCUGGGUCCUUGCCCACAGGUGGGUGGGGAGCCAGAAGUUUAUAAAGCAGUGGCAAGCUGGCCACAAGCGGAGCAUGCAGCAGCCUGCACCAUGAAGGGGACUCUGCUUGUGCUGGCCUUGCUGGUGAGCGGAGAGCUGGGCUUGCAGCUGGGAGAGAGUGCUGUAGGUUGCCCAAUAUUUUAUAAGAUCUUUGGGACGCUGCCCAUUGGAGACAGGAACCUGUUGAACGCAGCUUUGGAUUUGGUCCAUGCUAAUGAAUCGGAAAAAGAAGCCCUUGGAAAAGUCCAGGACUGCUACAAUGAGGGAGGGCUUGCAGCCAAGGCCUUGGAUCUGAGGGUCAUGUCAUCCAUCACUGGCAGCAAAGAAUGCAAACUCCACUUACUGCAGACAGCCAAGGAGGAAGUUAUAAAGGCCCUUCCCAUUCCCGUAGCACCCGCCAAUGCUCUGGGAAGGUGA